Messenger RNA from Cuscuta campestris, 1791 nucleotides. NCBI's taxonomy places the organism in Eukaryota, Viridiplantae, Streptophyta, Magnoliopsida, Solanales, Convolvulaceae. The record is from the annotation of a GenBank genome assembly.
CAUAGAAGUGAGACGAAUAGCCGUCUAAAAACAAGAAGCAGAGUCGUAUAGAGUGAUCUCUAACGCUCACCAAACUCUGCAUUCACAGAGAGCCAUCCCGCUAUUUAAGGUGCUCAAUAUCCAAUCCAUACCACCAUCUUCUUCCACACCGCCGCUGCGCUCUCCUACUCAGUCGGCCGGAGUUUCUCUGCCUCAAUCUCAGCGCCUCUCAGGCUUGCUCGAGUUCAACUAGCCGAUCGACCGGAAAUGGCUUUCCAGAAGAUCAAGGUUGCCAAUCCCAUCGUUGAGAUGGACGGGGAUGAAAUGACCAGAGUAAUCUGGCAAUCAAUCAAGGAUAAGCUCAUUCUGCCAUUUCUGGAGUUGGAUAUAAAGUACUUUGACCUUGGUCUCCCUCACCGUGAUGCCACAGAUGAUAAGGUUACUGUUGAAAGUGCAGAGGCUACCUUGAAGUAUAAUGUAGCAAUCAAGUGUGCAACCAUAACUCCGGAUGAAGCUCGUGUAAAGGAGUUCAACUUGAAACAAAUGUGGAAGAGCCCAAAUGGAACAAUUAGGAACAUCUUGAAUGGUACUGUUUUCAGAGAACCAAUUCUUUGCAAGAACAUUCCCCGCCUGGUCCCAAGUUGGAAUAAAGCAAUCUGCAUUGGAAGACAUGCCUUUGGGGAUCAGUACCGAGCAACUGAUACAGUUAUUCAAGGAGCUGGAAAACUAAAACUGGUGUUUGUACCAGAAGGAAAGGAGGAUGAAAAGACUGAGUUUGAGGUUUUCAACUUCACUGGAGCUGGUGGAGUUGCCCUUUCCAUGUACAACACUGAUGAGUCUAUUCGUGCUUUUGCUGAAGCUUCAAUGAACAUGGCAUACGAAAAGAAAUGGCCGCUUUAUCUCAGUACAAAGAAUACUAUUCUUAAGAAAUAUGAUGGGAGGUUCAAGGAUAUAUUCCAAGAAAUCUAUGAAGCUCAAUGGAAAUCAAAGUUUGAAGAAGCUGGGAUUUGGUAUGAACACCGUCUUAUAGAUGAUAUGGUUGCUUAUGCUUUGAAGAGUGAUGGUGGGUAUGUAUGGGCAUGCAAGAACUAUGAUGGGGAUGUACAAAGUGAUUUUCUAGCUCAAGGGUUUGGAUCUCUUGGGCUGAUGACAUCUGUUUUGAUUUGCCCUGAUGGAAAAACCAUAGAGGCUGAAGCGGCACAUGGAACCGUCACACGUCACUAUAGAGUUCACCAGAAGGGCGGUGAAACCAGCACAAACAGCAUUGCCUCCAUCUUUGCCUGGACUCGGGGCCUCGCUCACAGGGCGAAAUUGGACAACAACGAUAGACUCUUGGAUUUCACGGAGAAGCUGGAAGCAGCCUGCGUUGGCACGGUGGAGUCUGGAAAGAUGACCAAAGAUCUCGCACUCAUCAUCCAUGGCUCCAAGCUCUCAAGGGAUACGUAUCUGAACACUGAACAAUUCAUCGAUGCCGUGGCAGAUGAGCUGAAAGCUAGGCUCUUGAAGGCUAAGGCAUAAACGCGUACGUAUUUAAUUAUUAUUAUUUACUCCAAAUUUAUUUAUUUAUAAAUGCUUUAGGGCUUUGUUUGGUUGGUUGGUUGGAUUCCGGAGGGGGGAAAACUGAUUUUUGGGUUCAAAUGGAUUCUGAAUAAUAUCUUUGGACAAUUUCACCACCGGGUAAAUUUCACAAAUGGUACCUGAACAUUAACUGGAAUUUCGAAGUAGUACACUUCAAAUCCUUUCACAAAAAUUCUUGAACUUACACAAUCCUUUCACUAAUGAGCCAUUAGCCCGUUUCUAGGUUAACUUCCG